Messenger RNA from Hemisphaericaspora subhashii, 2028 nucleotides. RefSeq lists its product as uncharacterized. The transcript has 2 exons. Lineage: Eukaryota; Fungi; Ascomycota; Pichiomycetes; Serinales; Debaryomycetaceae. Gene Ontology annotation, biological process: plasma membrane tubulation; endocytosis; actin cortical patch localization. Bases 1 to 2028 code for a protein of 675 amino acids. Gene Ontology annotation, molecular function: lipid binding; protein binding. Gene Ontology annotation, cellular component: medial cortex; Rvs161p-Rvs167p complex; actin cortical patch. The record is from RefSeq and is a predicted model, not a curated record.
AUGGUUGCUGAUAAAUUAAAAUCUGGUAUUACCAAAUUAAGUCAAUCAGUUGGUAAUACCAUUAAGGAUACUUAUAAAUCAACUGAAGAGAAUAUUACUCAUUUUUCAUAUUCAAUAAAAGAUAAAGUAACUUUCCAUCAUCGAGAUUAUGAUAAGGAUGAUGAAUUGAUUGAACAUUAUCAUCAUGAUAUUAAGAAAUCAAUUCUGGGACUUAAAUUCAUUAUAUCUCAAAAUCAUAAAUUAUCCAAAUCAUAUUUACCAAAAGCUUUGUUAUUACAUGGUAAAAUUAUUCAACAAUUCAUUUCAUUAAUUGGUCACGAAUCGUUAGAUUUUAAAGGAAUUGAUAAAUUUUAUCAAGAAUUUGAUAAAAUUGAAGCUAAUCAAGAAAUUCCUCAUGUUCAUCCUAAAGAAAAGCAUUUUGAAAUUGAUAGUGUUAAUGAACAAUUAUUCAAUUAUUUAAGUUCAAUUGAAGCUUUAAGAUAUAAAAUAUCAACUGAAUGGGAAAUUCAUGAUCAAUCAAUUACAUUAAGAUUAGAAGAAAUGAAGAAAUAUUUAAAAGAUACCAAUAAAUUAAUUAAAAUGAGAAAUAAAAAGAGAACUGAACAAGAUAUUGCUCAUAGAAAGAUUGAGAAAUUAAGUAAGAAAAGUGGUCCAUUAAAUGAUAAAGAUCAAUCUCAAUUAAAUAAACUUGAAGAUAAAUAUUUAGUCAUUGAACAACAAUUUCGUCAACUUAAUGAUAAAACAAUUUCAAUUUUACCUCAUAAACNACUUGAAGAUAAAUAUUUAGUCAUUGAACAACAAUUUAGUCAACUUAAUGAUAAAACAAUUUCAAUUUUACCUCAUGUAAUUUCAUUCCUUGAUGAAUUUAUUGAAGUUAUUACAAAAGUAAUCUUUUGUCAACAAUUAGAAACAUAUAAAGAGAUUCAAUCCACUUUGAAUUAUUUUUGUACUUUUUAUGGAUUAUUGGAUAAAGAUAUUCCAUCUUAUGAUUCCAUAAUUGAUCAAUGGGAAUCAAAUAUCACAACAACAAGAAUUCAAAUUGAAUCAUUUAUAAGCAUUAUCUAUGACAAGAAACCAGAACUUGUCAAUUCAGAUAUUCAAGAUAAUGACACAUCUCUGUCUGGACACAAAAUUUGGAAUAAAAUGACAACAAAAGUGAAAGAAAGUAAAUUUACAGUCAAAAGUAAAGACCAUCAGAAUGGUGUAUUUAAUGAUGUCUUAGAAAUUGACCCAUUGGAUGCAUUUACUACUUAUCAAGAUCCACUGGCCAAUAAUUCUGACACUUAUCAUCCUCAUAAAGUUGUAGAUAUCGAUGAUGUACUUAUACCUGAAGUUAUCCGAACAAAAAAACCAGGUCCACCAUUACCACCGCGUGAAAAUACAACUAGACAUUCCAUUUAUAAUACUACUUCUGGACUCAAACCCCUUCCUCCAACCCCAUCAACUAGUACCACCCAUUAUCCUCCACCUUAUACAUUAAAGUCUGGUUCAAAUAGCUCCAUGGAAUCAUUACUUUCUGACGAUGAUGAAGAUGAAAACACUACUGCAUCUCAUGCUUCUCGCUACUCAUCGUCAUCAUCUGAUAGUUCCCUCGCUAGUGAUAUUCUUGUUGGAUAUUCCAAUAAGGAAAUGUUGGAGAAGAAUUUACGUCGGGUUUAUAAUACGGCCAAAAAUGAAAUCAAAAAAGCACCCGUACCGGGAAAGGACCCAACAUUUGAUAUUCAUCCCAAGAAAAUGUUAUUUAAUGAUACUUCUAGUGGGACUUAUAAAUUAGAUCAAUAUUCCAAGUUUUUCUCCAAAAUAAAUAAUAAUGAGAAUGUUGUGCGGGAGAAGAAGAUUGCGAAAUAUGAUUUUCCCGGAUCGGAAUUGGGAGAUUUAUCAUUUAAGAAAGGGGAUGAAAUUGAAAUUAUUUUCGAUUUUCAAAAUGUUGAUACUUUAUAUAAUAAAGAUAAUUUGAAUUGGUUGGUUGGGAUUUCCAAAGUUGAUGGAAAUUCAAGAAUUGGAUUUGUCCCGAAUAAUUAUUUUUAG